UGAAAGAAAAGUGAGCCUCCAAAAAUGUUCUAACCAUCAAAUUGAGUGUUUUUUUUUUAGUGUUUCUGCAUUCUUCUCCGGUGGAUCUGAUUCUUGCCCUGUAGCUUUCUGAAGGACUGACAUUGAGCAUCAUUAGGGAAACUCGGCUGCCACCUGACUGUACACAACAACAAAGGCUUUGGAGAUCUUUUUCAGUUAAAACAAUGACUUUCUUGGAAUGUAUUCCCAGUGGAGCUUGUUUUCUGUGUAGCCUGGAAGAAUAUCUAACUAACAUUGGCAAUUCUUCAAAGACCUUAUAAAAACCACUCUAUAUCAAACAACUGAGUGACUCUGGGUUGUUCAGGGGGACCUCAAGAAGUGGGAAUAUCAAUUCACUUGGAAGAUUUGACCACUGCUACUCAGAGCUGCUGCUAAAAUACCAUGUCUAAGAACUCGGAGCUUAUCAAUCUCUCAUUUUUAUUAGAUCAUGAGAAGGAAAUGAUUCUGGGAGUCUUAAAGAGAGACGAAUAUUUGAAAAAGGUGGAGGAGAAGAGAGUAAGGAAACUUAAAAAUGAACUCAUAGAAGCAAAACGUAGAAGUGGGAAGACUCAACAAGAGACAAGCAGAGUCUGUGUUCACUGUCAGAAAAACCUGGGCUUAAUAUUUGACCGGGGAGACCCAUGCCAGGCUUGCUCGCUUAGAGUGUGCAGCGAGUGUCGGGUGUCAGGCAUUGAUGGCAGCUGGAAGUGCACUGUCUGUGCCAAAGUCGCGCAGCUAAGGAUUGUAACUGGUGAAUGGUUUUUUGAAGAAAAGGCAAAACGUUUCAAGCAAGCCAAUGUUCUAGGGACAGAUGUUGUCCGACAGUCCAUCUUAAGAAGAAAUCCAGGAACUGAAGAAAUACAAAGCCAAGAGAAAAACCACCAGGAUGCAGAAAAGUCAAACACUUCACCUUCUUCUGGGCAGAAGGCCAGCCAUGAUGGUCCCAGGAGAAAAGGAUUUCUUCUUAGCAAAUUCAGAUCAGCAACAAGAGGAGAAAUCAUCAUAACACCAAAAACUGAAAGUGGGCGGAGCUACAGUGUGGACUUAGAUAGCCACAAUUUUCGGUACUUAAAGUCAGCCCCCAGUUCAGACAGAGGAAGCACUGGUUCAUCAGAUCUUAAUGACCAUGAAGUUGGUCCAGAGACCCUGAAGAGCAGCCAGAGCAGUGGUAUUACCCCAGUCACUCAGAGGUCACCAGCUCCAAGCACACGCAGCAUGACCUCAGUCAGCAGUAGAGAACAUGGUUUUGAAAAUCCUUUGGAUUUAGUGACCAUCGAAGGCCCCUCUGGGGACCUCACAAAGAAUCAUCGCAGAAAUGCUUCUGGCACACCUUCCAUAGCAGUGUCUGGGGCCUCCCUCUCCUCAGACCGAAGUCAAUCUGAGUUAGAUUUGAGUGGGUCAUUUACAGAAGACUUAGAGGAUACUGUAAACUUAAGAAGCAAGUCUGUCCCUGGGGCUUUAGACAAAGACAUGGACUCCUUGGAAGAGAAUGAAGAAGGCAUUGAUGACUUAGUGUCCUCCAGGUUUUCUGCAAACACCCACAGCCUAGGAAGUGGGCUGUCAACAAAUUCUCAAGCAGGAUCUGACAAGAAAUGGACCUACCUAAAUGUACCUGAUGCUGACUCAGACACUACCAGCCUUAACAGCAUGAUGAGUGUUUACAGUGAAACAGGAGACUAUGGCAACGUGAAGGUCAGCGGUGAAAUCCUUCUCCAUAUCAGCUACUGCUACAAAACUGGUGGGCUCUACAUUUUUGUCAAGAAUUGCAGAAAUCUGGCCAUAGGAGAUGAAAAGAAACAGAGGACAGAUGCUUAUGUCAAGGCGUACCUCCUUCCUGACAAGUCUAGAAACAAUAAGCGCAAGACCAAAAUCAGAACAGGCACCAAUCCAGAAUUCAAUGAAACACUGAAGUACACAAUCAGCCAUAGCCAACUGGAAACAAGAACACUGCAGCUCUCUGUCUGGCAUUAUGAUCGUUUUGGCCAUAACAGCUUCCUCGGGGAGGUGGAGAUUCCUUUUGAUUCAUGGAACUUUGAAAAUCCAAGUGAUGAGUGGUUUGUGCUUCAGCCCAAGGUGGAAUUAUCUGCUGACAUUGGCCUUCAGUACAAAGGAGAGUUGACAGUUGUUUUACGUUACAUUCCCCCAGAUGAGAACCGGAUGUUUCCAGCAGGACAACUUCAAGAAAAGAAGACCUUUAAAAGAGGAAAGAAGGAGCCACCCAUAUUCUCUGGAGGAAUACUAGAAGUGUUCAUCAAAGAGGCAAAGAAUUUGACAGCUGUGAAGUCAGGAGGCACUUCUGAUAGCUUUGUGAAAGGCUACCUGCUCCCUGAUGAUAACAAAGCCACCAAGCACAAAACUCUGGUAGUAAAAAAGAGUGUUAACCCUCAGUGGAAUCAUACUUUCUUGUUCAGUGGCCUGCAUCCCCAGGAUAUACAGAAUGUUUGCCUAGAGCUUACCAUCUGGGACAAGGAGGCCUUUUCCAGCAACAUCUUUCUGGGAGGAGUUCGUUUGAAUUCUGGAAGCGGUGUGAGCCAUGGGAAGACUGUGGAUUGGAUGGACUCUCAGGGGGAAGAGCAACGCCUUUGGCAGAAGAUGACUGACAAUCCUGGGACUCCUGUAGAGGGUGUACUGAUGCUCCGUUCCAGCAUGGGGAAGCGUCGGCCCUGAAGAUAAGGAAACUGGAGACCACACAGAUCAAGAAAAAUCUCUGAAUAUGCUUACUCAUUGGUCUUUUAAAAGGAAGCUUCCUCAAGCACUGUAGUUACAACCCUAGACACUUCAUCUCAGCCUGUGCUGGCAUACAUAAAAGCACAGAGUACGCUCUCCAGCCCAGCGUAUCAGCUUCUCAGAAGAAGACCAUGGCCUUGCCUGGAGCAUCCUGCUCCUGGUUUGCAGAUAUCGGCUCUCAAUUUUCCCUCAGUUGAAUCAGACAAGUUGUAAUGGGACAUGGGCAAGCUUAAAAGCCUGACUUUAUCAAUUCAUUGCAUAAAUAGCACCCGCAGGAC
Pteronotus mesoamericanus is the source of this 3023-nucleotide messenger RNA. RefSeq names its product synaptotagmin like 5 (gene SYTL5). Gene Ontology annotation, cellular component: plasma membrane; exocytic vesicle. The record is from RefSeq and is a predicted model, not a curated record. Lineage: Eukaryota; Metazoa; Chordata; Mammalia; Chiroptera; Mormoopidae. Gene Ontology annotation, biological process: exocytosis; intracellular protein transport. The coding region runs from base 421 to 2685 and encodes 754 amino acids. Gene Ontology annotation, molecular function: phospholipid binding; small GTPase binding; neurexin family protein binding. The transcript is spliced from 19 exons.